Messenger RNA from Besnoitia besnoiti, 11055 nucleotides. RefSeq lists its product as uncharacterized. The record is from RefSeq and is a predicted model, not a curated record. Lineage: Eukaryota; Apicomplexa; Conoidasida; Eucoccidiorida; Sarcocystidae. The transcript is spliced from 11 exons. Bases 1 to 11055 code for a protein of 3684 amino acids.
AUGUCACGUUUCGCGGGCAGUCGACUGCGGGGCGAUGGCGACAAGGGCGAGCACGAAGACGGCGACGCAGAGCGAAGAGGCGAAACAGACUGCGCGCCGCCGCGCCUGAGCGGAGACGCGCAGCCGGCCUUCGCCUUCUCCGCGCCUUCCGCCCACAGCAACGGCUCCAUCAAGCGCGAAAAUGUCAGCGGCAUGAUGGAGCCGACCACCUGCGUAUCGUCCGUGACAGACGGAAGGGAAGACCUCACGCGCGGCGAGGGCGCCUACGCCGCGGCUGAUACCCCCGCGGAGUGCGGCUCAGCGCGCCUCCGCGACGCCGAGGACGAUAUGGAUGUCGUCAUGACUGAGGCCUUCGCGGACGCGCCGCUGAUCUGUGGCGCGCCAGGCUCGCCGAGAGACUCUGGGCCUCUUCCCGUGGACGCCGGCGGCGCGCGAGAUGCUGGCUCGUUUGCUCUGUCUGCUCACGAUGCGGCCUCGCCUGAUGACUCCGCCUCUGCCUCCGCGGCGCUCCGCGGAGAGGGGGAGGAGGCCAGCGCGGCGGAGCCCGACGCGCAUGCGGCGCCCGCGCAGAGCGCAGAGGAGGCGGAAGAAGGCGGGCGUUCAGUGUCGUCUUUCUUCUUCCAGCACCUUCGGACUGCCGCGGCGGGUCGGGAGGAAGGCCGCUGCGCGAGCGAACUCGAAGGCUCCGCGGCGAGCGACGCGAUGGAUGCGGGCGCUGCCGCGGAGGAGAGGCACGCGGACGGGGGCGCGCCGGUGGCUUUGGGGAGAGGAGACGCGGCGUGCGAGACUGCUUGCGGCGAAUUUGCAGCGAGAGCGAAAGAGGAUGCGCAGGCGCCGAGCGGGGAGGGAGAGGAGGCGAGUGCGACGGCGGGCGUCGAGUCUGCGCCGCGUGACGCUUCGCCGCACGCGCAGGAGGUUCCUGUCGCAGGGGCAAAUGAUGGCGCGCCGCCGCCUCCAGCGUCUGCGUCUUGCACGGCGGCGGACGCGGAGGAGGAUAUGGGCGGGGGCGGCGAGGCCUCCGCAGAGUCCUCGCUGGCGUCUCGCCGCGGGAGCCGAAGCGAGCGUAAGGUGCGAGGCCGGCGCUCGAGCGAGAAGCGGGAGGAGGAUCGCGAAGAAGAGGAGGAAGAGAGGCGCAGGCGGCCGGAGGAAGAAGAGGCGGAGCUGCUGCGGUACCACAGCGACAUUCCCGAAGACGUUCGCGAGGGGAGGUGGUGUACGAAGGCCGCGACGCACUACAUGCAUCUGAAAGUUUUGAUUUACCUGCACUUCCUCGUCUACCUUGACCGCGGCUUUGUGCGGAGUGCCUCCGCCAACGAGGACGGUCAGGAAGAAGACCUCUCGCCGCCGCACCCGAGCAUCAACGCGGAUUCGCCCUUUCUCUUCGACCUCGCGGAUCCUCUCCGGCCUUCCUUCUCCACGCUCUCUCUUCUAGACCUCUUCAACUCCAUGCUCGCUCGGUACGGAGGCAGGUCGCAACUCUCGCUGUCAAAGUCGACCCCACAGUGUCGUCUUCGUCCUUCUCACGCUUUCGCGCACUGCCAGGAGUUCCCCUUGCGUGCCUUUCACUGUUUGGAGAUGCGCGCGUUCGCGUCGCAUCCGCGGUCUCGCCUUGCCUCUCUCUCUCGCAUACUCUCUGUCUGUCCCUUUCUCGCGUCUGGAAACUUGCCCUUUGCGGUAGGAAUCGUCGCCAAACACCCCUUAUGUGGAUUCCCGUCUCCGGAGGGUGAAGGAACUGCGCACUUGUCUCCACAGCUGCAUCGCGUCCAGCCUCUGCCUCUGCUUUCUCUUCUUGCGUGGCAUUUCGCCUGCGCGUCUGCGUCUUCCGCUGUGCUUUUCCGCGCGCCGCUCCACGGGCUCGCGAUCGGCUGUGUGUGUCUCUGCAGGUAUGGCGCCGCCGCCGUGGAGGGCGUGUGCGCGUUUCUGACCUGUGACGCGGGUUUCCUCCACUACGUCCGCUGCCAUUUCCUGCGAGACUGCCUGAAGGCAGCGCGAGACGAAGAGGAGGAGCGCCGCCGGCGCGAGCAGGGCGACGAAGUCUCCACGGAGGAAGAGGAUGACGACCGACACCGCGGCGAGGGGCGGCGGCGCAGCGAGAAGCGCCGCCGAUCCUCGUCGGGCGUCGCGUCGCGCGAAGACGAGGGAGAAGAACAGUGCGACUCGUCGGUCUUCUCCUCGCUGUCGUCGUCGUCUUCCUCUGAAGACGAGGGCAGCUGCGCGGCAUCGCCCACCUCGUCGCCGCCGCCGUUCUCCGCGUUUCCACCGAUCGACUCUCCGCUCUUCCCCGCGCUGCCCGUCUCGCCAGAGCCGCAGCCGCGAGGGCGGGCGUUGGGCGGACGGCGCGCGCCGGUCGUCUGCGAGCUGCUCCACGCCUCAGACCCCGUGAAGUGCUGCUGCCGCCUCGCGCGCGCAGCGGAAGACGACGACGGCGGGAAGGCCAGGAAGCGGCGCGGCGGCCGCCAGGGCUCCGGCAGCAGCGGGGUUGCGAGGGCGCUGCCGCUGCUGCAGAGCGCCUUCGAGUGCGAAGACCUGCAUCUGCCGCCGCCGCUGCCGGCCUCUUUUCGGCGCUACGUGCCGCCGCAGUGCUUUCCGACACUGCCUGCGUCUGUCUCGCGCGGCGAGGAGGGGGAGGAGGCGAGCGGCGCGUCCGCGCGGCGCGUGGGGGGGGACGACGAGGCUGCGGCGCUGACGAUCGCGUUGAGUUUCACGACGCGGGAUCUCUUGCGGCGCUCGUACACGGUCUACGACUUUUUCGUGACGGCCUUCUCAGAGGGCCUGCCUGCCUUCUUCCGCAACGACUGCCCGCUCUCGUGCGUCUCCUCCUCCUCGUUCCACGACUGGUGCUACCGGCUGCCGCGCCCUUCACUCUCUCCCGGCCUCCUGCCCACGUUCCUGCCCAGUCCCAUCACCGCCGGCGGCGCCGCGCAGCGAGCCGAGGCGGGGGACAGGGCACACGACUUGGAUGCGCUGGAGCACGACGACGCGGCGGCGGCGCCUGAUCAGGGAACGUAUUUGGCGCGGCACACGUCGUUCGAGGGCGGCUGCAUGGUGAACUUCAUGCUGCCGGGGGAGACGCCGGCGUCGAUUCUCUUUUGUCACCUGCUGGACGCGUUCGCGGGGAUCGCCGCCGCGAGUCUGUGCCGCGGCCUGCAUCCGGAGUUCGCCUCCGCGACCACCAACGUAUACCAUAUCGUGAAGGUUCUCGAACUCUUCAUCUUUGCGCGCUCGGGCUCCCUCGACCGCCUCCCCCCCCAUGUGACCUGCGCGCUGCCCAGGCGCUGGAAACACUUGCUCGACUUCACGCCCCUCGAAAAAGCCCCGGCGCGCGUGGGCUCCAGAGGCGGCGCGCGGGCGGCGCCGCCGCGCGAAGCGCAGAGAGAGGUCGACGGGCGCCGCGGGGGCACUGCUGGCGCAGACGGAGGCGCGAGCUUCGAGGGCGCGGGCGAGGCGCGCACGACGCAGGGCGACGAAGAGGGGCGACAGCCGCGCGACGCGCACGCCGAGGAGGCGCGCGACGGGCGAAAAGACGGGGAGCAUGGCGAGCAGGAGCCAGGUGCCGAGACCUUCACGCCAGAGGAGCGACGGGAGUUCCCUGGAGGCGAGGAGGAAGAAGAAACGGCGGCCUCUGUGAACGACAGAAGGAGCGCGGACGCGGCGACGGAGAGGCGCGGCGAAGUCGCGGGCGCCGAGGAGGCGGAAGAAGAAAACGGCGAACCGCCUCUCCUCUCGCUGCCGCUCGUCAUGGCGCACCUGCUUUUCACGAUCCAUCACCCCGCCAGCCAGGAGCUCUUCCUUCGUCUCCUCGGGAGCAACAGCGCGAGCGGGAGUCCGAUCUCGGCGGCGUGUUUCCACGCGUUGCUCUCGGGGCUGCAAUGGCCGGUGCUGCUGUCGACGUCGCUGCGCGAGGCUUCCUGUCAGACGCGCGUGGAUGCGCUGCUCCGCGCGGAGAAUCUGCUGCGCUUGGAGCAGAAAGUCCUCGCGCGCCGGCGGAGGGGCGCCGCGCGCGUGCGGGAGAGGGCGCGCAGCCGCUCAGCGUCGCGACGCGCGUGGAGUCCCGCGUUCUCGCCGACGUUUUUGCUGGCCUCCUCGUCCUCUUCCUCCUCUUCGCGGCGCCUCGCCUCGUCUCCGUCGACGCUCUCGCCGUCUGCCUCGUCCUUCUUCUCCCUCUCGCCGCUGCAGCGCCGCGCAGCCGACGCGCCGCGGCUCGCUAACUCUAGCCGCGACGACCGCGCCCUGCCGCUCACGCCGCUCUCCUUCGCCUCCCUGGCCUCGUCGCCCGUCGCCUCCUCCUCCUCGCUGCCCCCGCCCAGGGCCUCCGCCGCGCCCGCGCGUGCCGUCUCGCCCUCCCCGCGCUGGCGCUCGACGCGGCUCGCCGGUAGCGGGCGCCGCGCGGCCUCCGACGGCGGUCCGUGCACCUGCGCGUCUCCCUACCCCGCCUUCCAGCCCCAGGGACCGCGCGAGUGCUGCCGACGCUGCGGCCUCUACUUUGACGGAUUCUUCUCCAAACGCGCUCUUGCAGGCGAGCCAGAGACGGCUGGAGAGCCCGAGAGGGACUCUCGGCGAGAGACGGCCGCACGCGACGACCUGCGCCGGCGCAUCCCCUCCCUCUACUCCGUCGCUUCCUCACCCUCCUCGGCCUCCUCAGGCGCCGCCGCCGCCUCGGCGUCCUGCGGCCUCGCAGGCGCUGCGCAGAGCUCAGUCGACGCGGACGGCCCCCCGCCGCGCGAGAGGAGUGGCGGCGACGCGUCUGCGGGCGCCGCGCGUCGGUCGGCGGCGCCGCCGCUGUUGGGCUGGCGAGUGUUUCGCUGUGGGACGCGCGCGUGGCGUAGGCGUCUGCUCACGCUGUUUGUCGUCGCGGGGAGGGAGUUCCAGAGCUUGAAGGCCUCGUGGACGUCUCGCCAGCGGCGCCGGGGGGGCGGCAGCCUCGCGUCCGCGCACUUUGCGUGCGCCGAGAAACGCGGCAAAAGCGACGCCGACAGCGCGCGAGGAAAAGACGAAGGCGAAGAGGACUUCCUCACGGCUGCGGCGCUCCGCUUCCCGGCCUGGCUGUGGUGCGCGCAAGACGAUCGCGGCGGGCAUCUGAACCCGCCAGAAGACGGAGGCGCGCCGCCGACGUCGCCACGCGCCUCGCGCCUGGGCUCCGCCGCGCACUCGCGGUCGCACAGCCGACGGCGAAGAGGAAAAGGCGCGAAGAAAGUGGCGAGCGUCGGCAGCGCGCGACAUGACGGCGGCGCGAGUGGCGACGGAUCGGACGCGACGCCUUCCAGGUGGCUGAGAGCUCCGCGCAAGCACCACAGGCGUCGCUCCGCGUCGCCCUCUCUUCCGUCUUCCGCGCCGGAUGUCGCGUCGAGUGCAGCGGCGGCGACGUUGCCGCCUGCCUGCGAAGCCGGGCGAGAGAAGGCGGCGCUGUUCCACCCGCUGUUGGGCUCCGCGCCGACCGCGUCGUCUCUCUCCGGCUCGUCUGGCGAGUCGCUGUCGAGCGAGGGGCGCCACUUGACUGCGCUGCCGCUCGUCUCGCGGUCGCAAGGCGCGCUCGAGGACAAGGAGCGCGAGGCGGAAAUGGAGGGAGGCAGCGAGGCUGCGGCGGCGUCAAGCUCCUCGGCGGCGUGUUCUGCGGCGGCGCUGAGUCCGCCGGGCGCGUGCGGCGGAGGUUCGCGGCCUCACUCGUCGAGUCUCUGUCUGCCGCUGCCUGAGGCUGCGCAGGGCGGACGCGCGCGCUCGGCCGCGGCGUCGCAUGCGCCGCCAGGGCUCCCUCAGCGCCCCCACGGCCUCCACGUGGCGUCGCGGAAGGCGGCGCCGAAGAUCCACGUGCUGCAGUCGUCGCGGUGUCAGUACAGACAGAACGCGCACUCGCUCGCGGCGCUCGCCGCGCGCGGCUUCUUCCUCUUCGGGACGCUCGGACUGACGCCGCAGCAGCUGCAGCACCGCCACGCGGUGCGCCGCCUCCACCUGGAGUUCCCGUAUCUCUUUCUCUCCGACGACGAAGCGGGGCCUACGCGCGCGCGCCGCGACCGCGCGCGAGCGGCGCAGGACGAGUCGUUCAGCGGCGCAGAAGACGCGCGAGGAAGCCCGCGGCGGAGGCACAGCUCCGCUGCGGAGAGCGAGGAAGCCGAGGCGGUGGAGGCGACUCAGUUCGUCCCGGUGCACGACGAGGCGCGCGACGCGAAGCUGCCGCUGCACUUUGCACUUUGGCGGGAGUUCGUGGAGCGCCGGCAGAAGCUGGAGCGACGCCGACGCCGCGAGCGCCUCAGGCGCGAGAAAGAGAUGCGCCGCGAGGAGGAAGAGAUCGCUGCGCGGAAGAAGAAAAAGGCGCAGAAGAAAACAAAACACGAAGGCCGAGAGGGCACGCGCAGUCGCGCUCAUCACGCAGCCGCCAGAGCGCAGCUCGCGCAAGGUGACGCGGAGGGACAGCGAGCAGACGACGCGCCGGCGGCUCGCGCGGAGGACGGCGAAGACGAGGAGGCGCACGCCAGCGCCGACGAUGAGGAAUCCAACGCGCCCUGCGGUCUCGCCGCGGAGCCCGCGUGGUUGCGCGAGAACGAGGCCGUGCGCGCGGGCGACGCGGCUGCGCGGAAGGAGAAGAAAGCACCGCAUCCGCUCGUUUUCCUCGGUUUGCACGACGGCCUGGACGUGCUGCUGCAGCGCAUCUUGGAGGGGAGCUACAAACACCCGAACUGCCGCCCGCCAGGCUGCGUGGGCAUCCACGCCUAUACUCCGGGAAUGAGCGAGGCGCAGUUUCAGACCUGGCUGCAGCAGAAGCUCCAGGAGCGCGUCUCUGGGAUGGAGGAAGUAUACGGAGACAGCGAGUUGAACAUGGCGCUGCAGAAGCGCCUCCUGGAGGCCACCUUCGUGCAGUCGCGAGUCGUCUCUCUUCUCUUCAAGUCGAUUCUCCGCGGCAGCUCGCGGGAGAGCGGCGUCACGCUCCUCUCCGCGAUCCUCUACCACGCGCACUCCGGUCGCGCCCUCGCGCCCUUCCGCGACGAAAUCGCUGCCGCCUGCCUCCCUCAUUUCGCCGAAUACUGCGAACUGCUCUACAUCGCGCUCGCCAAGCCGCCGCAUCGCCACGCGCCCGGCGGCGCCGUCCAGCGGCGGCUGGGCUACCGCGUCGUGGAUCUGAUGGAGCUGUUCAGAAGCGUCAUCGAGCUCGCGCCUGUUGCCGCCUUGGCUGAAGUCCCGUUGCACUUCUGGAAGCGCCUCACGGACUGCUUCUUCGUCUACACGAAAAACACCAUCUUCAUGAGCAAGUGCCUGCCUGUCUUCAAAAAAGUGGCUGACCACGGCAGCAACGAGCUGCAGCGUCUGGUUUUUGUGCACUGCCGGCUGCUGAAGCGUCUCGACGUCGCAGUUUCGUCAUUUCGAAAGCGCCUGCACACCAAGGCGAACACGAAAGACGGUUUGGGCGCGAUCAUGGAUCUCCUGGUGCACCUGAACCACUUUUACCGGACGUCGGCUGAGAGUCUGGAGUUCAGCGAAGACUUUCCUGGUUUGUCGUCUUCCUCUUCGUCGUCAGUGCCGUCUACGCCGACGCCGACGCACCACAGCACUUCUUUUUUCUCCUCGGGUGCGCUGCUGCACGCCUCGGCCUUCUCUUCUUCGCUGCUGUCCUCUCCCUCCACCACUCCGGCGCUCGGCGCCUCCAGCGCCUCGCCGCUCUCGCCGUCGGCGUUCCAGUCGCCCGCCGCGCUCUCCUCUCCCGCGUAUCCGCCGCCGCCGAUCCUCGCGCUGCACCCGGUGCCUCCCAUGAUGGACGACUCCGUCGUGCUCUCUCCGCCUCCCUCGAUGAUGCGGAUCGCCGCGGCGGCUAACUUCGCGGGGCUGCUGCCUGCCUCGCCGGCGCUGGACAGCCCGCGGCACCCGCCACGGUCGUUCCUCUGCAGGGCGAAGGAUCGCAUCGCGCCGCAGGCGGAGACCUACGCGCUGGCUCAAAAGGCGCUGUCGCCCUCAGCCGCCUCGUCGCGCGUGUCGCCACUCGCCUCCGCUUCUUCGGCGUCGUUCGAAGGGACUGCGGACGCGGACAGGCUGUCUGCCGCCGGAGGGGCGGGGGGCGAGGGCGACGCCGAGCGACCGGCGCCCCUCUCCCCAGAGGCGCCCGCGAGCCUCAACGGCUCAGACCUGCUCGCGCUGCCCAAGGCUGGGGGAGGCGCGGGAGUCGGCGGGCGGAUGGCGCCCGAGUCGGCUUUCGGAUCUCUGCUGUUGCCGUCGCCGCCGUCGCCCUCGUCGUCGCCUCUCCUCGCCGCGUCGUGCUCAGCGCGGCUGCAGCAGAGUGCGAGUCUGAGCCCAGGCAGCGUGCCGCUCUCGCCGAGCUCCUCGGCGGCCGCGGGAUUCUCCUCCUUCCCCGCGUGGCUCUUCUCCAGUCUCGCGGCGCAGCCGAGCUUCGUCUCGCUCUGCUCGUGCAGCUCCUGCAGAGAGGCCGCCGGCGCGACGCUUGGCAUGGCGAUUCCGCCGGUGCCUCACGUGCACUGCAGCAGCUGCUCGAGCUGUCACCACAGCGCGCGGAGCGACUCCCGCGCCGCCAGAGCCGAAGACCGCGCCGACGCCAGCGGCGGGGAGCGGAGCCUCGGCGGCGGCAGCGCCCACGACCGCGACCCUGGCGAGGGACCCGCCAGCCCCGAGGCGCGGUGCCACGCUGCCUCUCAGGCGAUCGGCGUUUCGCUGAACGACGCAGAGGGCCGCGACGAAGCAGGACAAGGCGGAGACGCCCGCGAACACCUAGAUGCGCGCGACCCCUGUCCGCCGUCGCCCGCGGCCGCCGACGCCGUAGCGCCUCUUCCCGUGUCCCCCGGCGGGAGGGCGGCAACGGCGACGGUUGCGGACGAGUCUCUCGCCGGCGCGGAGGAGGGCGGCGCGGACGCGCGGUCGGCGUUUUCUUCGCCGACCCCGCCGACGGCUGCAGGCGCCCCGGCGGACAGGGGUCGCGGCGCCGAGGCUCUCGAGGCGCGCGACGACCUGCGGGCGUUGCUUGAGAGGGAGAGAGACAAGCUUGUCGUAGACCUCGACGCGCGCGGCCUGAGUCCGGUCUCCGCGUCGCCGCGGUUCGCCUCGCCUCUCGCCAGUCUGUCGCCGUGCACCGAUCGCUCGCCUGAGCGCGUCGCGCGCAUGCGGAAGGGGGGACCAGAAAAAGGCGACAGACGAGACGAGGGCGACGCGGCGCCCGCCGCCGCGCGCGCGACGCCGAGCUUCUUCUCCCCCGUCCCCAGCGAGGGUGCGUUGCUCGCUGCGGCGCCAGACGGCGCUGGCGAAGCGGCGGACGCCGAGCUCGAGAUGGCAGUCUUCUCGCCCGAAGCGAGUCUCCCCGAGGCAGCGCCGCCGCGGCGGCAGCCUGCGCAGGGGGCAUCCUCCUCGUCUUCCUUCUCUGCGGAGUGCCCUGUCGUCGCUUCUGGGUUUGUGGCCUCGCCGCCCGCAGUCUUCGCGUCGCCCGUCGCCUUCCUCUCACCAGUGUCCUCUCCGCUGUCGCCCGUGAAUCGCGGCGGCGGCGCACUGGCUGCCGCGGUCGCGGCGGCGCGCGGCGGUGAGACCGCGGUCGGGCUCGAUGAGAUGGAGCGGGACGUGACGAUGGAGGAAGAGGAACGAGGCGAAGGCCACGCCGUGGGAGCGCACGGCGCGGGCGCAGGGCCGUGCGACUGCGCGGAGACAGAGGGAGCGGCGCGGAGACAGGACUGUGGAGAUCCGCACGAAGCGGUGAGCUGCGAGUCAAAAAACUCCCCCUCCCGCGUCUCCUCGAUCCUUGCGAGAGCUGUCGCCGCGGCAGUCUCCGCCGCCGGCGCGCCGCGGAAGAGCCCGCCUCGCCCAGACUCGCGCGGAGACGAAGGUCCUCCCGGCGAGGCGAGCGGUAAGCGCCACGGCAGCGGAGAGGCGGAAGCAGUGCAGAGAGAGACAUUCGGCGCGCCCGACGGAGGAGAAGAGAGCUCACAGCGCGGCGGAGACAAGCGCCACACGUGCUGCGCCGAUGAGCUUUGUUCUGCCGGAAGUUCUGCGGCAAGCCAAUCGACCGCAGACGUGGACGUAGCCAUGGGCUCGGAGGAACUGCGGCACGCCUCCGAUCUCUCGUCCCUCGCGGCGAGUGAAGGCCCGAAGGCCGUGGACGCAUCGUCUUCCGCUGCCUUCCAUCUGCCUACCUCGAUUCACGCGUUUUCUCCCUCGUCGCCGUCCUCGCGGCCGUCCUCGGCGUCUUCCUGCUCGGGGGCAGAGCUCUGUCUGCCGCCUCGCCUGCCGCUGGGCGCGGGCUCGCUUCGCGGGGCGACCUCCGGCCUGAUUCUGCCGGCGAAGGAGACAGGCGGGGAGAGUGUGAGCGCCGGCUCGGAGGCGGCGGACGCUGGAGUGUGCUCGUGUCCGCACAGCCGCAGCGCGACGCGGUGUUGCUGCUACGAUAUCUCUCCGCCGUUUUUCUUUACGACGGCAUCCGCCUCGUCUCCAUACACCUCGCCCGCGUCGUUCCAGCCCUUCCUGCUCCCGCCCGCGAACCUCCUCUACGCGCUGUCGCUGCCGGCUGCCUCCGCUCUCGACGGCGGAGGCGGCAGCCCCGUCGCCGCGUCUUCUGCCGCCGCGCUGUCAGGUCUUCCCGGUGCCGCGAGCUUCUCGCCCAUCCUCGCGCCCGCGCUCGCCGGACUGCUCGCCUGCCCAGGCUUCGCGCUGCACGCCGCCGGGGGUCACGGCCGCGACGGCGAGAGCGAGGACUCUGGCAAGUCUUUCCUCACGCAGCUGCUCCUGACCUCGAAGAAGUGGCGGCGCAUCAGCAAGUUCGUCAGCGUGCAGACGCGCGGACCGUCAAUGGAUAUCACCAAUCCGUCGAAUUUCAUGCCUGUGGAGGAAGCGAGGCGUGUGAAGGAGGAGCGGAAGCGACAAGAAAAACUGCAGCAGCACAGCGAAGGGCGCCACCGAAAGUCGCGCUCGGAGAAGAAACAUCGACGGAGAGAGGAGCAGCGCCUAAUGUGGCAGGACCAGCGCGAGGUGCAUCAAAACUCGCGACCGGAACCCGGCGUGCUGCGAGACGACCUCGACGCCUUUCAGCACGGCGGGCGGCACCAUCGUCGCCACCACCAUAAGGGCCUCGAAAAAUGA